Malurus melanocephalus (red-backed fairy wren) is the source of this 681-nucleotide messenger RNA. Its product is annotated as protein phosphatase 1 regulatory subunit 37-like. The transcript has 2 exons. Lineage: Eukaryota; Metazoa; Chordata; Aves; Passeriformes; Maluridae. The record is from RefSeq and is a predicted model, not a curated record. The annotation marks the transcript as partial.
GCGGUGGCCGAGUUCAUCGCCGAGAGCCCGCGGCUGCUGCGCCUGGACCUGCGGGAGAACGAGGUGAAGACGGGCGGGAUGAUGGCGCUGUCACUGGCCCUGCGCGUCAACCGCUCGCUGCUGCGCCUCGACCUCGACCGCCAGCCCAAGAAAGAGGCGGUCAAGAGCUUUUUGGAGACGCAGAAGGCGCUGCUGGCCGAGAUCCAGAACGGCUGCAAACGCAAUUUCAUCCUGGCCAAGGAGAAGGAGGAGAAGGAGCAGCAGCUGCGGCUCUCGGCCUCGAUGCCGGAGAUUUCGGGGACGGAGCCUCCGGAAUCCGAUCCCGACGAUCCCAACGUGGAUCCCGACGUCGAUCCCGAUCCCGAGAGCGCUUCCCGCGCUCCGGAGGAAAACGGGAACGCGGCUCCGGCCGGAGAUUCCAGCUCGGACACGGACGAGGAGGAGGAGGAGGAGGAGGAGGAGGGGAAGGACUCGAGGGAGGCUCCGGAGAGGCCUCGGGAUGAGCGGAUCCCGCCGGGAACGGCCGGGGAAUCCGGGAAUUCUGGGAAUGCCGGGAAUUCYGGGAAUGCCGAGCGCAGGAUUUCCGUCUCCAGCCCCGGCAGAGGCCACAAGAUCUUCGUGGUGACGCGCGUGGAAAACGUUCCCGAUAAAUCUGAGGCCGUUCCCGAUAAAUCCGGGGCC